Grammomys surdaster is the source of this 2246-nucleotide messenger RNA. Its product is annotated as gamma-aminobutyric acid receptor subunit rho-1. The transcript has 10 exons. Gene Ontology annotation, biological process: chemical synaptic transmission; regulation of membrane potential; monoatomic ion transmembrane transport. The coding region runs from base 99 to 1541 and encodes 480 amino acids. Gene Ontology annotation, molecular function: extracellular ligand-gated monoatomic ion channel activity; GABA-A receptor activity; neurotransmitter receptor activity. Gene Ontology annotation, cellular component: neuron projection; synapse; membrane. The record is from RefSeq and is a predicted model, not a curated record. Lineage: Eukaryota; Metazoa; Chordata; Mammalia; Rodentia; Muridae.
AACACACACAGCAAUGAUGCCUUAAGAGAGGACGGACGGCAGCUCCUCACCGGCUCCUUCUCACGGCUUCUCGGGAGAACUGUUUGAUUUGGAAAUCUAUGUUGGCUGUCCAGAAUAUGAAAUUUGGCAUAUUCCUUUUGUGGUGGGGAUGGGUUCUGGCUGCUGAGAGUACAGUGCACUGGCCAGGAAGAGAAGUUCAUGAGCCAUCUAGGAAAGGCAGCAGACCUCAGAGACAGAGACGAGGAGCCCAUGACGAUGCCCACAAGCAAGGCAGCCCAAUUCUGAAACGAAGCUCCGACAUAACCAAGUCACCCCUCACCAAGUCAGAGCAGCUGCUGAGGAUAGACGACCAUGAUUUCAGCAUGCGGCCUGGCUUCGGAGGCCCGGCCAUUCCUGUGGGUGUGGAUGUGCAAGUGGAGAGCCUGGACAGCAUCUCAGAGGUCGACAUGGACUUCACCAUGACCCUGUAUCUGAGGCACUACUGGAAGGAUGAGAGGCUGUCUUUUCCCAGCACCAACAACCUCAGCAUGACGUUUGAUGGCCGACUGGUAAAGAAGAUCUGGGUCCCCGACAUGUUCUUUGUGCACUCCAAACGCUCCUUCAUCCACGACACCACCACAGACAACGUCAUGCUGCGGGUACAGCCGGACGGGAAAGUGCUGUACAGCCUCAGAGUUACAGUGACAGCAAUGUGCAACAUGGACUUCAGCAGGUUUCCCCUGGACACACAGACCUGCUCCCUGGAAAUCGAAAGCUAUGCUUACACAGAAGAUGACCUCAUGCUGUACUGGAAAAAAGGCAAUGACUCCUUAAAGACAGAUGAGAGGAUCUCUCUCUCUCAGUUCCUCAUUCAAGAAUUCCACACCACCACAAAACUAGCCUUCUAUAGCAGUACAGGCUGGUACAACCGUCUGUACAUCAACUUCACUCUGCGCCGUCACAUCUUCUUCUUCCUGCUCCAAACCUACUUCCCUGCCACCCUCAUGGUCAUGCUGUCCUGGGUGUCCUUCUGGAUUGACCGCAGAGCUGUGCCUGCCAGAGUCCCCUUAGGCAUCACCACGGUGCUCACCAUGUCUACCAUCAUCACGGGCGUCAACGCCUCCAUGCCCCGAGUGUCCUACAUCAAAGCCGUGGACAUCUACCUCUGGGUCAGCUUUGUGUUCGUGUUCCUCUCAGUGCUGGAGUAUGCAGCUGUCAACUACCUGACCACAGUGCAGGAGCGGAAGGAACGGAAGCUUCGAGAGAAGAUCUCCUGCACCUGUGGGCUGCCCCAGCCUCGAGCGGUAAUGCUGGACAGCAGCUACAGUGACGGAGAGGUGAACGACCUGGGCGGCUACAUGCCUGAGAACGGAGAGAAACCCGACCGGAUGAUGGUGCAGCUGACCCUGGCCUCCGAGAGGGGCUCUCCGCAGAGGAAGAGCCAGAGAGGCAGCUACGUGAGCAUGAGGAUCAACACCCACGCCAUUGAUAAAUACUCCAGGAUCAUUUUUCCAGCCGCUUACAUUUUAUUCAAUCUGAUAUACUGGUCAAUUUUCUCUUAGAUGCCUGUAAUUGUGUACAUCUCAGCGUGCACUACAGAAGUUACUGUGAAAUGAAGAGUAGGGUUUAAAGCCAUUCCGGCACCCACCUGGGUUUUCACUGUCCCCUGUUGAGCUAUCCAAAGCUGUACUGACACGACACCUUUUUUGCACUUACUAGGUAUCAGUUGUCUAUACAGCAUUAUAGUAGGUGUUACAGGAAGUUGCCAUGAUAGUAGCUGAUAUUAGCUGCUCCCAGAUCCAGAAAGAGCACAUAUAUAUGGACAUGCUGCAACUCAGGAGCCCUGGAUGCUGUUCACAUUGAGGGGGUUUUCCAUCAAUGGACUGUGUUCUUUAGACUAGGUAGAUUUGGGAAGUACUUAAAUAAAACUCAUUUGCAUUGAUCCCACAGGCACAUAAACCCCUUCUGAUGAAAGGCCAUGCUUCAGUCUGUCUCUGCACCUGCUCUGCAUCCCCCAGACUUAAUGAAAGGCAGUGGUGCUCAUAGGAUCUCAUUUUUUACAAGCUGUAUGUUUCUCUCCCAAUAAGAAAUGCUCUUUAGAUUGCUGAAAUUUCCUUAGUAGAGAAACUUUGAAGAUAGAGAUGCAUGUAUCAUUGUCUAUUUUGUGGAGGUGACUAAGCUAGAGAACCGUGGUCCUUUCCCCACCUAGUCACUUUCCUGCCUCUCUACCAUGGAGCAGGUGCUUUCUUCAAAAUAAAGUCUUUUCU